This is a messenger RNA of Ricinus communis (castor bean), 1531 nucleotides long. RefSeq names its product rRNA-processing protein EFG1. NCBI's taxonomy places the organism in Eukaryota, Viridiplantae, Streptophyta, Magnoliopsida, Malpighiales, Euphorbiaceae. The record is from RefSeq and is a predicted model, not a curated record. The transcript is spliced from 8 exons. The coding region runs from base 243 to 1271 and encodes 342 amino acids. Gene Ontology annotation, biological process: maturation of SSU-rRNA from tricistronic rRNA transcript (SSU-rRNA, 5.8S rRNA, LSU-rRNA). Gene Ontology annotation, cellular component: preribosome, small subunit precursor; nucleolus.
GAUUACAGUGAAUGAAACGGCGGUGCAGGAUAGAGAGAGAGAGAUAAAAAAGAAAAAAGAGGGAAGCCAUCGCUAUCGAGCGCAGCUAAAAAUUUAACCUCCAGCAAAGCUCCCCACAGGCAGCAGCUAAUUGUAGUUCAGUAAAAGUGCAGUCCUUAUAAUUAGUAUCUCUUCUUUAUUUUUCUGGUCACUCUUUGUGGUUCUAAGCAAAGUCAAUAAUAGUGUGAAUUGAAAAGAGAGUAAUGGCCCAUGGUGGCUACGGUAACCGCAGAGUCGCCGAACGGAAACAUCAUGUUGGUCGGCGAUCUAAAGGAUUAGGCGUAGACAAGAAGCCGAAGCCAAAACCUAAGGCUGUUUCCCUUAAGAAUCAGAUUCGUUCCACUGAGCGCAUGCUCCGCAAGGAACUUCCACCUGAAGUAAGAGAAGCACAAGAGAAAAAGUUAGAAGGACUCAAGAAGCAACAAGAGAUUCAUACUCGUUUGGCUUUGGAACGCAAAAUUUUCUUGCGCGAUAGGAAGAUUAAGUUUUUUGAGAGAAGAAAGAUUGAACGGGGAAUAAGGCGCUUGGAGAAACUUCAACGUGGUUCGUCUGGUCAGCCACAAGAUGCAGAGAUUGCUGAACAGCUCUCUAAAUUGAAAGAAGAUCUUGAAUAUGUCAGGUUUUUUCCCAAGACAGAGAAAUAUGUAUCUUUGUUUACUGGAGGUGAGGACUCGGACAUGGUUGAUAGGAGAAAUAGAUUACGCAAGCAGAUUAAAGCCAACUUAAUUGCUGCUGCCGCCAGUGGGAAGGAUAUGGAAGAGACAGGGAGUGAGGAUGAUGGGCUCUUGGAUUUGAGUGAAGACGAUUUUUUCUUAACUGGAACUUCAAGUGAUGAAGCAAAUGCCGAUGAUGAAUGGACUGAUAAAAGUACAAGGGAACAGGCUUCUAGCACUUCUGGAAAAGCAGCGUCUGGUAUGUCCAGUGAUGAAAGGAAUCAGCGGCAGAUGUCUGCUAGAGCUCUAAUGCCUCCUCCUCGCCCUUCAAAUAACUCUCGGUCAAAUUCAGUGCAUACUCGAUCAAGGUUUGGAGCUUCAUCAAGCAAAAAGCCAUGGAUGCAGAGGUCUGAAAUUUCUACAUCCAGCAAUACAUCAAGUAGCAUAAGUGGAUCUUCCUUUAAAGCAGGGGAAUCAUCAAAUACAAGGACAGGCCACAGUAGUAAUUUAAGUUCGAACUCUGAUGCCCGCAAACCGCGAAGGAAGAGGAGGCCAAAGAAGAAAAAGCAACAGGCAUGAGGAUGAACUCGGCAUUUAUGUAACUUCACUAUAGUCAGUUGAAGUAUAUCAUCAGAAGACAGUAAUGGAACACUUAUAGUUCUGUUUUAACCAUCAACAGUUGUCAUUUUUCUCUUUUUUUGCGGUUAAACAGUGAAGAUUUUGUACUAAGUGGUCUCUGGAAUGAUCAUCUCAAGUAAUCUCUCAACAAGGUGCUUGGUUUAUGUGAAAAUUCUUUUCAAUGGCAUCUGUUAUAAAGUCAAGUUUUUGAUUAGCAUGAA